AUGGGAAGAUCUCCAGCUUCUUCUUGUCUCCGUAUAAUCGCUUGCGCCGGCGGCGACGAUGCCGCCGAACCUACGCCCAACGCCCUCGAGAACAAGAGCUCUGGCGACAAGCGUGGAUGGAGUUUCAGGAAGAAACCUGGGAAACAACAGCGAGGGUUGAUCAGUAGUGUAGUCACUGAAACUACUCCUGCUUCAAGGACAAGAGAAACUCUUGAGUCUGCUCUCCUUAAAUCUCCAUCACCUGACAACAACAAUGUUUCUGAAAAGCAGACAUUCUCUGUUGAUGAGAAGAAGAAGAGCCAGUUACCUGUUGCUGCCUAUGUGGCUGAGCCUGUGGAUGAGAAGAAAGCUCAGUCCGUUGAGGACAAACCGGAGGAGAAGAUUGAGCAACUGCCUGUUCUUGUGGAAUCAAAAGGGACUGAAACCGAGGAUGAUGAUUUGGAACCUAAGUUGGAAGUACCCAAAGCUGCUGAUGCAUCAGUGAUGGAGAAAGACAUUACUUCCGAGGUUGAAAUUACUAGUAAGGUUGAAGAAUCUGAAAACGAUGAUGUGAUCAUAAUCAGAAAAGAAAGUGAUGAACAAGUUGAUGAGAAGCUGGAUGCGUCUGUUGUUGUGAUCAUCCAAGCUGCUACACGUGGAUUUUUGGCGCGAAGAGAACUUUUGAAGCGCAAGAAAGUAGUUAAACUCCAAGCUGCAGUACGUGGCCACCUGGUUAGGAACCAAGCCAUGGGGUCGCUGCGUUGCGUCCAAGCUAUUGUCAAAAUGCAGACGCUGGUCCGUGCUCGUCAUUCCAUGACGGGUAAGGUGGAGACAAAUGCAUCAGCACAAAAACUACUGGAAAACAAGUUUGCUAAGCAUCUAAUGGAGUCAACUCCCAAGACGAAGCCUAUCAGCAUUAAGUGUGAUCCAAUUCCAACAAAACCUAGCUCUGCUUGGAACUGGUUGGAGAGGUGGAUGUCUGUUUCUAAGCCUGAGAAGACUUCCAAAGCAGAUGUGGCAGCCGAAGAACAACACUUGGAAGAAACAGAGAAUGUCAAAGACUUGGUGAACUCUGAUUCAGCGGUAGAGACCGAAACUAAAACUGGUUCCUCAAGCUAUGAAGCGAGUAAGGUCGAAGCUCAGCAUGUGGAGCUAUCCGAGACAGAGAAAAUGAGCCAAUAUGAUUCACCAGAAGCAUCUGCGGAGGUUGAUCAUGACUCGAUCCAGUCUCAUCCACUUGCUGCUAAGGAUCCAGAUGCUUUGCUCGAAGAGCCUGAAUAUGUAGAUGAACAGCCUAAACAUUCUUUGAAGCGUAAGGCAAGCAACCCUUCUUUCAUUGCCGCGCAGUCCAAGUUUGAGGAACUAACUUCAUUUGUUGGCUCAAACAAAGCAAUGACGCUUUCUUCUUCUAAAGAUAGUGUUUUGGUUGAAGAAACCAAAACAGAUGUGGAAUCAUCAGAGGUUAACACUACAAACACUAAACAAGAUCACUCUGUGGAAGAUGUUGCUCUUGACGGAUCUGAAUGUGGCACUGAGCUCUCUGUAACUUCUUCUCUUGAUUCACUUGACAAGAAGUCAGACGGUGAGGGUGCAGAUCCCAAGGUUGAAGGUAAGCUUUUAGAGCAUGAGACUAUCAAAGCAGACCAAGCAGACUUGAUAGAGAUUGAUGUUAAAGAUGAAACUCCAUUGGCUACUGUAGAGGACCCUAAGGAGACAGUUGAGAUUGCGCCGACACAACAGCAUGAAUCAGUUAUUAGUACACCAGAUUCCAAAAAGAGAAGGGCAGAAGAUGAAUCAGGUCCUCAAGCUUACUCUUUACCUGAGGAAGCUUCAACUCCGAUGACAAUCAGUGAGUCUCAGGCGACACCGGCGAGUCAAGCAUCUUCCUCAGUUACUAAAGCAAGAAAGGGGAAAUCCGAAAAGAGCGGUUCGAGCCAAAAGCGGAACGUUAGCAAGAAAAUAACAACAUCAAGUCCGAAACAGGAAACUGGCACCGGUGAGGCUAGUAAUGAGCAAGAAGAAGGGAGAGAACAGAAAAGCGGGAGGAGAAAUUCGUUCGGGUAUGAUCAAGAAGCAAGAGAAGGCAGCGGAGGCAAGAACUCUCUCCCUCGGUUCAUGCAGCCAACACAGUCGGCGAAAGCUAAGGUUCAAGAACAUAACUCACCGAGGUCAAGUCCUGAUCUACAGGAGAGAGACGCUGCUUCAGCCAAGAAGAGACAUUCGUUGCCUGUUGGUGCCAAUGGGAAACAAGGAUCUCCAAGAAUCCAACGGUCUGCUUCUCAAGCGCAACCGGGAACAAAGGAUAGAAAAUGGCAGAGAUGA
Molecule: messenger RNA, 2301 nt
Organism: Microthlaspi erraticum
Lineage: Eukaryota; Viridiplantae; Streptophyta; Magnoliopsida; Brassicales; Brassicaceae
Source: the annotation of a GenBank genome assembly